UAUGCGUGUUUACGUGGUGUGCAAUAAAGCUCGCUGUUGACUUCUGUUCUUGUCGAUUGUCAUUGCCGGUGGUUGAGUUACGUCCUCAGCCGAAAAUUAACGCGAGUGCACAAUGGCACCGAAGGAGAGCAGUGAUGUUGAACAGGAGCAGGAAUUGUCUGUGCCAGAAACUUAUUCCCUGGAAAUUUUAAAAAUAAUCAGAGAUGCACAACAACAACAUGGUUUAAGGCAUGGCGAUUAUCAGAGAUAUCGAGGAUAUUGCUCGCGACGUUUGAGACGUCUCCGAAAAGUUCUCAAAGUACCACAAGGUGAUAGACGGCACUUCAAAAGACGCGAUGUACUUCCUGCCAUGGUCACGGAUGACAAAUUUCUGCAGAUUCCCUUGACUUUGGCAGAAAGAGCUUGGGCUUAUGCUAUGCAACUCAGGCAAGAAUCUAAUACAGAGCCUCGAAAAAGGUUUCACUUGGUUUCCAGAUUGAGGAAAGCUGGUAGUUAUGCAAAUGAAUUGCAUCAGCUCAUUGAGAGUAUCAACUGCGAUGCCAGAACUAAACUGGAAAUUCAAGCAUAUGUAGCAUAUAUUCAAGGAUCUAUAAAUUUUGAGUUGCAAGAAUGGGCUCCAGCCAUGGAGAACUUCAAAAAAGCUCAAGUACUUUAUGAAAAUCUGGCUAAAGCUCUUCCAGAACAUGAACAGCUUAUAUAUAAACAAAGAGUAGAUGAAAUUACUCCCAAUCUUAGGUACUGCGCAUACAAUAUUGGUGACACAACUGCCAUUGAUGAUCUCAUGCAGAUGCGUGGCAAAUUGGGAGGAGAAAUCUUGAAUAAUUUGGAUACUCUGAUACAUCAAACCAGAGAAAAACAAGCUAGUACGGAAGAAAUAACUUGGAGAGGUAAAUCUUGUGGGAGUGCCCCACCUAAAGCUGCUGCCUUAAUUAUGGCAGAUAAAUCUUUAAAUGGCACAUUAGAAAAAGCAGAUAGUAAUCAAGCCAAGAUUGAUAUACUGGAAGCACAUUUGAUAGAUUGCAAAGAUGCAAUUGCUUUAGUUCGUGAAGAACUGAAGGGUGAUUUGAAGAACAAAGAUACUGAUAAAGCUCCUCAGCAGUUACUCGCGUACCUGCAGUAUAUUCGACUUUCCCGCACACUUGAGCGGAAUUUAAUUUUGGUUAAAAUAGCCGAAGAUUCCGAAAAAACAAAAUCACAGGAUAUCGUACGUCUGUACGAGGCUGCUUUGCACAAUCUUGUCGAAAUAUCGCAAUUACAAGAUGAUGAAGGAUUUUUACUCGAACACGACGCAAAGACAAAAAGUUACAGAGCUUUCCGUUGUUUCUACAUGGCCAAAUCACUCGCCAAUUUACAUCGUUGGCGCGAGGCAAUGGCUUUGUAUCAUAGAUCUUUGCAACAUGUUAAAGAUGCAAUGGAGCAUAAGAGUUUAUUGCCUGCUAAUUUGAACGAAGACUUGGCUAAAUUAGAAUCUCUUAUAGAAGGAGCUCAAUGUGCAGCUCAUGCAUAUAGUAUUCUGGAAGAAGGCCAAGAAGAGGAAUCAUCCUCUAAUAAUAAACAAGUUAAAAGUAAAAAGGUACUAUUGGAACGAUUACAUGAGUACCAAGAAGAUCCAGCACUGUUGACCAAGCAACCGAACGUGUGUAAAUUGCCGCCCCCGAUGCAGAGCAUCCCCUGCAAACCGUUAUUCUUCGAUUUGGCGUUCAAUAUGAUUGAUUUUCCAGAUCUGUCUGAUAAAUUGAAGGAGCAAGAUAAGAAAGGCGAAAAGACGGGCUUGGCCGGUUUGGUUAAAGGUCUCUGGGGAUGGGGUAAUAAAUAAAUAAGAAUGCAGCACAUUCUUCAUCAUCUAAUGUAUCAUGUUAAUAAUGAAUUAUAUAUUGUACGUUUCUACGUUUUUCGGAAAAUGUAUCAUUUAUAUACCAUGAUUGCAAUUACUGAAAUAAAUUUUGCAAUUUAAUUUAUAAGAAUGUAAA
This is a messenger RNA of Trichogramma pretiosum, 1970 nucleotides long. RefSeq names its product signal recognition particle subunit SRP68 (gene Srp68). Gene Ontology annotation, biological process: SRP-dependent cotranslational protein targeting to membrane. Gene Ontology annotation, cellular component: signal recognition particle, endoplasmic reticulum targeting. The transcript is spliced from 3 exons. The coding region runs from base 113 to 1816 and encodes 567 amino acids. The record is from RefSeq and is a predicted model, not a curated record. Lineage: Eukaryota; Metazoa; Arthropoda; Insecta; Hymenoptera; Trichogrammatidae. Gene Ontology annotation, molecular function: signal recognition particle binding; 7S RNA binding; endoplasmic reticulum signal sequence receptor activity.